AAAAAGAGCUCCAACACGCAUUGCAAAUAGCGUGUCCACGUCUCAAAACCCCUCAAUCUCUCUCUCUCACUAGCUCUCAUCUAAAGCAAGCAGCGAGCACCCAGCUUCGAUCCCUCUCUCCGCUCCGUGCCUUCAUCAAUCCAAUUCACCCUCCAUGUCGGUAAAAACAGUGUCCGUCAGCAAUGUCUCCUUGAGUGCUUCCGAGCACGACAUCAAGGAGUUCUUUUCAUUCUCUGGUGAUAUUGAAUAUGUUGAUUUGCGAAGUGACACCGAGCGUUCUCAAGUUGCGUAUGUCACUUUUAAAGAUCCUCAGGGUGCAGAGACAGCGGUUCUUCUUUCGGGAGCAACAAUCGUUGAUCAAUCUGUCACUAUUGCUCUGGCACCCGAUUACAAGUUGCCACCUAGUGCUGCAGCAACCCCAAUUGCUGUAGAGGAUCAAAGUGUUGGUGGCACUCCCUCUGCUGUUCAAAAAGCAGAGGAUGUUGUGAGCGGCAUGCUGGCCAGGGGCUUCACCUUGGGAAAAGAUGCACUUAACAAAGCUAAAUCCUUUGAUGAGAAGCAUCAAUUUACAUCCACAGCGCAUCAAUUGACAUCCAGCGCUUCUGCCAGAGUUGCUUCCAUUGACCAAAAGAUAGGGCUUAGCGAAAAACUUACCACAGGGGCAACAAUGAUGAAUGAUAAAGUGAAAGAAAUGGAUCAGAAAUUUCAGGUUUCUGAGAAGACCAAGACAGCUUUUGCUGCUGCAGAGCAGACAGUUGGUACUGCAGGAUCUGCCAUAAUGAAGAAUCGCUAUGUGUUGACAGGAACUUCCUGGGUAGCUGGUGCUUUCAGUAGAGUAAGCAAAGCUGCAGCUGAAGUGGGGAAGAAGACAAAAGAAAAGAUGGCAGGAGAAGAACAGGGACGAGUGGCUACCGAUGGCAGUGGCCAAGUCCAUAGUCCCGACUUCCCUAAAGGUGCAUCCGGUGGGGAGGCUCCCUCAAAUCCUUAGCCGGCACAGGUUCUUAUCCUUUAAUAUAUGAAACGUAGCAUAGAUAACUUGCAGUGGUGGAUAUUAUGGUCCUGAUAUAGCAGCUACUUUCCGCUAGUAUGCCAGUAAUGUCUUUUAAAUAGAAUGUUUUAUAUUAACAUGCGCUAUGCUUGUUCAUUGAUUUAUUAAUAUGGUUUUAGAACACAAAUGACUGGUUUUAAAGCUUGAAAACAUCAAGCAAUUGUUGAA
Molecule: messenger RNA, 1216 nt
Organism: Daucus carota subsp. sativus
Lineage: Eukaryota; Viridiplantae; Streptophyta; Magnoliopsida; Apiales; Apiaceae
Product: binding partner of ACD11 1
Exons: 6
Coding region: 155-988 (277 amino acids)
Molecular function (GO): RNA binding
Source: RefSeq, a predicted model, not a curated record